Molecule: messenger RNA, 1159 nt
Organism: Vicia villosa (hairy vetch)
Lineage: Eukaryota; Viridiplantae; Streptophyta; Magnoliopsida; Fabales; Fabaceae
Product: deSI-like protein At4g17486
Exons: 4
Coding region: 59-727 (222 amino acids)
Biological process (GO): protein deubiquitination
Molecular function (GO): deubiquitinase activity
Source: RefSeq, a predicted model, not a curated record
UGAAUUAAUUCCAAUUUGCAAUCCUUUUUCCCCAGGGAUUUCAAUUUGUGAAAUCAAAAUGGGGACGAAGAGCAACUUCAAUUCUACAUCCCAAUCUCAAAGAGAAAAUACAAAUAACAAAGACAACAACAACACCAAUGUUGUGUUGAAUGUCUAUGAUCUCACCCCUCUCAAUAAUUACUUAUAUUGGUUGGGAUUUGGAAUCUUUCACUCUGGUAUUCAAGUACAUGGUAAGGAGUAUGGAUUUGGAGCUCAUGACUUCCCAUCAAGUGGAGUAUUUGAAGUGGAGCCAAGGAAGUGCCCUGGAUUUAUGUACAGAACUUCUGUCUCUUUGGGCCAAGUAAACAUGCAUCCUUCCGAGUUUCGGACAUUUAUUGAGAACAUGGCUAGUGAGUAUCAUGGAGAUACCUAUCACCUUAUAUCUAAGAACUGCAAUCAUUUCACAGAUGAUAUCUCAGGUAGAUUGACAGGAAAACGCCUCCCUGGUUGGGUUAAUCGACUCGCUAGGAUAGGUUCCUUAUGUAGCUGUCUACUUCCUGAUAGUAUUCAAGUAACUACGGUUAAACAGCUACCUGAAUACCAUUCUGAAGAUGAAGUUACUGAUUCUCUAUCAACUGCCACGCCUGGUGAAUCAAUGGAAUUAGAUGAUGAACAAGCAAAAUGCCUUCUCUCACCUCUCGCUACCACAGAAGAUGUUGCUUUUGUUAAAGAGGCUCAAGUAAAAUGAUUUUCAUGUGUUUGAGCCUUUUAGGUGGGAAAACACUUGGACAAUUUGGAGAAACUAUUCUUGCCCGGAAUUUCACAGUUUCCGGUGGCUUUCUCCGUUCGUCUUUGUAUUUAUUGUCUAUGCAUUUGUUUCUGUGUAUUAAUGAUUGAUUGUAUAGUUUAUUUGGUGGCAGCUAUGGUUUUUAUUUUUUGGAGGGAUUAAUGGAGCUCUUAGGCAUGUAUAUGACAGACAAUCCAAGUUAGCAAACUGUCUGAGACGUAAAAGGUUCUUUUAAGACUCUAUUUUGCAAGUUUCUUUGGUGGAUUUAUAUGGUAAAUGUCAAAGUGAAAUAAGCUUGUGUAACAUAGGCACAUCAAAUUCUAAUCAUAACUUUUGAUUGCUUUUGUUAUAGACUUCGACAUAUCUUUCACUCGUAAAAUGUGUUUUUUAUUA